AUGACUCCAAGUCUGAGAAUCUGGGGCGCAUGCAGGACCCUUGCCGUACGGACGCGGCAGGUCGCGCCGCCCAGAAUCGAGCUCCUCCGGCACCAACAGGCAUCAGGCCGGUGGUACUCGGACGAUGCGAGUUCCCCAGCAUCAACCACUGCGGCACCGGCACCGAGGCCAACGUCAACACCAGGGGCAAGGCCUUUGAAGCCGGUGGACAAGGCGGAAGGCGCUGCCGACGAUCAACCGCCCGAGCAUGCAAGGGCAGCGGACGACGGCGCGUCGAAAGCCUCGUACAUUGACAUGAUGGACGAUGCUGCUCUGGAGCAAAUACUCUACGGCGGCCGGACGGUGACGAGCGAGACGGAAGGCGGUUUGACGGCGCGGCAGGAGGAGACGCUCUAUCGCGAGGGCGUCAUCCCGCCGCCCGAGAGGACGGAGGCGGCCGCCUCCAAGUUGAAGGCUUCGACAAGCUCAGAAGCAGAGGUGCCCGUCGUCGAGAACGAUGUGGAAAACCCCGGUCACAAAUUUGCGCUGCCCAAGAAGCCAUACGCAGAAGGCUUCAACAUGAAGCAGAGGUACCAUCCGGUACUCGAACAAAUCACGAGACUGCUGAUGCGUGACGGCAAGCUCAGUGUCGCUCAAAGGAAUGUUGCCAUGGUCAUGAACUUCCUCCGCACGGCGCCUGCGCCCAUCUACAGUCCCAAGUUUCCGCUGCUGCCGGGAACGCCGCCGGCGUCGCACCUACCUCUGAAUCCCAUCCUGUACAUGACCAUCGCCAUCGACUCGGUCGCGCCGCUGCUCAAGGUCCGCAACAUCGCCGGCGCGGGCGGCGGCGGCCGCGCUCUGGAAAUGCCCGUGCCGCUGCCCGUCCGAGGCAGGAGGAGAAUGGCCUUCCAGUGGAUACUCGACGUCAUCAACAAGAAGCCGUCCAAAGGCAGCGGUCGCAAGCAGUUCCCUCACCGCAUCGCCGAGGAGAUCAUCGCCGUCGUCGAGGGACGGUCGAGCGUGUGGGAGAAGAGGAGGCAGGUGCACAAGCUCGGCACGGCGGCGAGAGCCAACGUGUCGAAAAAGCUCAAGCUCAAGAAGAAGAAGUGA
Molecule: messenger RNA, 1089 nt
Organism: Drechmeria coniospora
Lineage: Eukaryota; Fungi; Ascomycota; Sordariomycetes; Hypocreales; Ophiocordycipitaceae
Exons: 3
Coding region: 1-1089 (362 amino acids)
Biological process (GO): translation; ribosomal small subunit assembly
Cellular component (GO): ribosome
Molecular function (GO): rRNA binding; mRNA binding; structural constituent of ribosome
Source: RefSeq, a predicted model, not a curated record